ACUCAAACCAAAUAACAAUAAAAUUCUCCUUCUUGUCCAAAAGUACAAACAAAUUUUAUUCUUAAUAAAGAAAAAGGAAAAAGAAAUUAAACAAGAAGAUGGAGUUGCUUUCCACCUUUACCCCCUUCUUUUUCUCCUCCCUCCAAAUUUAAAACCCUACUGAUUCCCCCAAUUCAUAAUUCAUUGUUCUUCUUGAUUCUCACAGUGUCUCUCAACCAGCUUUACUCCUCAACAAAAAAAAGCCCCUCAAUUCCUGAACACUUUGUUCCGGUCCGCCAUAGCCAAAGCUCUUGAUUGUCCAAUUUUCUCCAUACUCCAUUCCAAUGGCUCCCAUUGAUCCUCACUCCUACACCGACUCAACCCAACCCCUCACAACCCACAUCUCCCUCUCCCUCUAUUUCGAUUUCCCUUCAUCCACCAUCCACACCUCCACUCUCAUCUCCCUCCCCAAACCCCACUCCGGUCCUUUCACUCUGGACACCAGAACCCUCUCCAUAGCCUCGGUUCUUGAUCCCACUUCUCUUUCCCCACUGCCCUUUACCCUUAAUCCAUCAACCCCUGAUCCGGUUUUAGGCCAAGCCCUGAUUGUGACACUCUCCGGCCAAUCCCAGGUUCUUGUUAUUUCCAAGACUUCAACUUUAAGCUCAGCCCUUCAAUGGCUUUCCCCUCCCCAGACUUUUAAUAAAGCCUUGCCUUUUGUGUACACCCAAUGUCAAUCUAUCCAUGCCAGGUCGAUUUUCCCUUGCCAGGAUACCCCUGCUGCCCGCGUUUGUUAUGAUGCGAAGUUGAAUAUUCCCAGGCAGCUUUCUGCUGUUAUGUCCGCCAAGCAUCUCCACCGGCGGGAACCGUUGGGCUUCGGUGACGCUAAGGGGGCUUGUGAUGAUUCUGUUUGGUGUGGUGCGGAUAGAGUUGUGGAGGAAUUCGUGAUGGAGCAGCCUAUUCCUCCUCAUUUGUUUGCCUUUGCUGUUGGAGAGUUGGGGUUCAGGGAGGUGGGCCCACGCACCCGGGUCUACUCCGAGGCAGCUCCGGCGGUGUUGGAUGCUGCUGCGAGGGAGUUUGCUGGGACAGAGGAAAUGAUUAGGGUUGGGGAGAGGCUUUUUGGACCUUACGAUUGGGAAAGGUUUGAUUUGUUGGUGUUGCCCCCAAGUUUUCCUUAUGGAGGGAUGGAGAAUCCUCGGAUGGUUUUUCUGACACCAACUGUUAUCAAAGGGGAUGCCACUGGGGCUCAGGUGGUGGCACAUGAGCUUGCUCAUAGCUGGACAGGGAAUUUGAUUACUAACAAGACCAAUGAUCAUUUCUGGUUGAAUGAGGGAUUUACUACAUAUGCCGAGCGGAGAAUUGUUGAAGCUGUUCAGGGAGAAGACAUUGCUGCACUGAAUGUUGGAAUUGGGUGGAGGGGACUUGUCGAUGAAAUGGAAAGAUUUAAGGAUAAUAUGGAGUUCACCAAACUGAAAACAAAUCAGGAAGGAGUGGACCCAGAUGAUGUAUAUUCACAGGUUCCAUAUGAAAAAGGGUUCCAGUUUUUGUGGCGCAUUGAGAGACAGAUUGGAAGACCAGCAUUUGAUGACUUUCUCAAGAAAUACAUCGCGACAUUCAAAUUCCAGUCCAUUGAUACUGAUACUUUUCUCAAUUUCCUGAAAGCAAAUCUCCCCGGCAUAGAAAAUCAGAUUGAUUUGAUUGCUUGGACUGAAGGUACUGGUAUCCCAACUGAUGCCAUGGAGCCAGUAUCUAAUAUUUAUACGAAGAUCGUGACACUAGCUAAUGAAUUUAAAGUUGGGAGGAUGCCAAGGGAGGAUGAAGUUGCUGAAUGGCAUGGGCAAGAAUGGGAGCUGUAUUUGGAGAACCUGUCCAAAUCUGUUGAAGCUUCACAGCUCCAAGCUUUGGAUGCUCGCUAUAGGCUCUCGGAAUCUAAAGAUUUUGAAGUCAAGGUGGCUUUUCUUCAGUUGGCAAUAUCAUCCAGGUGCAAAGACUACUAUGCCGAGGUGGAGAGAACUCUGAAAGAGGUUGGGAGGAUGAAGUACCUCCGCCCACUUUACACUGCUCUUGUUCAAGGUGCAGGAAAGGAGGAAGAGAAAACUUUCGCUAAAAGGGUAUUUGCAGAGGCUCGUGACGGUUAUCACCCUAUAGCUCAAGGUGUUGUUGAGGCAAUUCUAGCCAAAUUUGUGUAAGGUAUUAGAUGUUAAAGAUAAAUGCACCAACUUAAUUGACUAGACCUCUUGGCUUCUUAGAUUUACUUUGCUGGUGCUUUGAAUGCUCAGUCCAUCUUGCUUUGUAAUAUAGUUUAUUUAACUUCAAGGAUUUUGAUGAUCUUGGUGCCUAGCUGUUUCUUUUAGAGGCCAAAUAAAUGUAAAUAAGCUGAAGUCUUCUGAACUUCAUUGUAGUGAACACCAAGCGUAGUUAAAAUGCAGCGCAGUUAACUGAUACUGCCUUCAUGAGCAGACGCUUAUUAUUCUUUUACAACUCUAUUUCUUAAUCAUUCUCCAUGGUUAGAGUGCUCCAUGGCCUAUUAUUGAUGUUUUUUGGUUCUGGAUUUGUAAAAGAGUUGUGUUGUUCCUCUUAAAUCUGGAAAUAUUGGUUUGUAGAUAUCCAAAUCUUAUUUUGGG
Oldenlandia corymbosa var. corymbosa is the source of this 2603-nucleotide messenger RNA. NCBI's taxonomy places the organism in Eukaryota, Viridiplantae, Streptophyta, Magnoliopsida, Gentianales, Rubiaceae. The record is from the annotation of a GenBank genome assembly.